UCCCUCAAUUUCACUGAUUAUUCAUAAUUUAUUACUCAUUCAGUUAAAACUAAUCUUCCGUCCUCCUGGUUGCGCUUUCCUUGGCCUCCGUAGGAAAUCAAAAUGGCGGCGUGGAUCUCGUCCCCUUUCGCCGCCGUCGCUCGCACAGCCAUCAAAACCCUAUGCUUCCUCUUCAACGUCCUCCACCUCCCUAGCCGGAGCUGGAGCUCUUCCCGCGACGAGUUCAACUCCGCUGACGCUAGCGAUGCCGUUGCCGUUUCCAUCACCGAAGAUCCUGAAACCGGCAUCCUUCCAUUUGGCGAAUCUCUUCUCUAUAGACUCUCCCAGUACAUCCCCCAACAUCGCCACAACCUUUAUCCUCGUGAUUCCGAUGACCGGCCUCGCCGCUGCGACCGCUAUAACGCGCUCAUGAAGACGUUCGAUCGGUUCGGCAACGCCGACGAGGCUCUCCGUCUCCUGCGCGAGAUAAAAACCCCCAACGUUAUCUGCUACACUACUGCCAUGGACGCCCUCGUCCGUGCCGGACGCUGCGAAGAAGCCGAGUCCGUCUUCAGCGAAAUGAUAUCAUUGGGGAUCGCUCCCGAUUCCGUCGCCUACUCCAUCCUCGUUAAGAUGUACUGUUUCCAUCACAAACGCUUCGUUUCUGCCCGCAAUAUUAUUCAGUUAAUGGUGGAUCGAGGCUGCGAACGGGAUGUUGUGACGUAUUCGACCGUAAUCGCGGGACUCUGCCGUGCCGGUAAAGUGGAUGAUGCUUUCUCUGUUUUGAAUUUAAUGCUGAAGGAUAAUUGCAUGCUCAAUGCUCACACCUACACCCCCAUCAUUCAGGCUUACUGCGCUUUAGGGAAGAUCGAUUUGGCCAUGGAGCUAAUGGAAAAGAUGAGGAGCUUGGGGUGCCCUCCCGACGUUGUGAGUUAUAACGUACUUAUCCAUGCGUUCUGUAAUAAAGGGGAUUUUGCGGAGGUCGAGAGAAUUCUUAGAGAGAGUUCCAAUAAUGGGUGGGAACCAGACUCUGUUUCAUACAAUACUUACAUCAGCGGGCUAUGCAAUAUGGGGAUGACUGAUGAGGCAUUAAAGCAGCUGGAUUUUAUGCUGGAGAAGGCAUUGCAGCCAACUGAAGUUACUUUAAAUAUAAUGCUAGGCAUGUUGUGUCGUGAUUCGAAGAUUACGGAGAUUAUAUUCCUUUUGGCGAGAAGCUUCGAGCUCGGGCUUGAUGUUGGUGCUGCUAGCUAUAACAUCGCCAUGACUAGGCUAUGUGAGAUCGGAGAAUUUUCAGCUGUUUUGAAGCUCUUAUCCGAUAUGCUCAAGAAGGGAAUUAGACCUGACGUGCAGACCUUCAACAUUGUUAUUAUGAGCCUUUGUAGGGCUGGAAAGCUUCACAAGGCUAAGCAUAUUUUUAAAAGCAAGGGGUUUACUCCAGAUAUUGUGACCUGUAAUAUCCUAUUACAUGAGUUUUGUUUGGCGGGGGAGUUUGCAGAAUUUCAUCAGCUGGUUGCUGAGCUGGGUUCUGGACAGGUUUCCCCCGACGCAAUCACCUACAAUAUAAUUGUGGACGGUCUUUGUUGGGAUGGUAAGUUUUCAAAGGCUAUCGAGUUUGUUAGGUCCAUUGAUUUGGAAUUCAAAUCUGAUCAUGUUGCACAUCUGGCAUUUGGGUUAGUUAAGGGUGGAAGGGUUGGAGAUUUGUUAAGGUUACUUGGAGAAAUGAUUGAGAAGGGUUUACUGCUAGAUGUUCGCUUGUUUGAAUUUAUGAUUCAAGCAUUCUGUAAGAAGGGUUCUUGUGAGAGCAUAGAGAUAUACAAAAUCUGUCUUAUUCUGGACAAAAUGCUUCGAAGGGAAUAGUACUCGGUGAGAUUUACAUAUUCGACAGUUUGCAUUCCUAAUCAGAGUAAUUUUUGAAUGCGUGCUUGUUUCAGGUAGUUUUCACUUGUCCGAUGUAAAUUGCAGGCUUUUGACAUUGAAAUCAAGCACAUGCAAAACCUGUAACUUUCUUCUAUUCUUUUAGUCGAACUUGUAUAAAUUUGAACAAAAUUUCUAUGGCAUAGAUAUGUGUACACCCGACACUUUUCAUAGUCAAUUUAUUGAAUUCUUUC
Dendrobium catenatum is the source of this 2087-nucleotide messenger RNA. RefSeq names its product pentatricopeptide repeat-containing protein At1g09900-like. Gene Ontology annotation, molecular function: protein binding. The record is from RefSeq and is a predicted model, not a curated record. Bases 103 to 1836 code for a protein of 577 amino acids. Lineage: Eukaryota; Viridiplantae; Streptophyta; Magnoliopsida; Asparagales; Orchidaceae. The transcript has a single exon.